Molecule: messenger RNA, 9290 nt
Organism: Callithrix jacchus (white-tufted-ear marmoset)
Lineage: Eukaryota; Metazoa; Chordata; Mammalia; Primates; Cebidae
Biological process (GO): regulation of transcription by RNA polymerase II
Molecular function (GO): RNA polymerase II cis-regulatory region sequence-specific DNA binding; DNA-binding transcription factor activity, RNA polymerase II-specific
Source: RefSeq, a predicted model, not a curated record
GUUACCCAGGCUGGAGUACAAUGGCGCGAUCUCGGCUCACUGCAACCUCCGCCUUCUGGGUUCAGGCAGUUCUCCUGCCUCAGCCUCCUGAGUAGCUGGGAUUACAGGCACGCGCCACCAUGCCCAGCUAAUUUUUUGCAUUUUUAGUAGAGAUGGAGUUUCGCCAAAUUGACGAGGAUGGUCUCGAUCUCUUUACCUAGUGAUCCACCCGCCUCAGCCUCCCAAAGUGCUGGGAUUACAGGCUUGAGCCACCGCGCCCGGCUGAAGCAACUCUUCUACCUCAGUCUCCCGAGUAGCUGUGGAUGUGCCCUCUUAAGGUUUUCACUUAUAAUCUACUCAGUGCAGUUAAUUCAAGUGUGUGUGACGUGAUGUGGUGUGUGCAUGAGCACAUGGAUGGAUAAGCCCAUGGAUUCUGUAGAAGACGCAUCAUUUGAAAUAAGUUUUAGUUUUAUAAUGAUUGAAAUGAUGUUGGGUAUUUCCCAUUGUCCUCAGCUAUCACCAGAAUUACUUAAAAGCAAGAAGGCUUGGGCCAAGCACAGUGUCUCACACCUUUAAUUCCAGCACUUUGGGAGUCUGCAGUGGGCAGAUUACUUGACAUUCGAAAUUUGAGACCAGCGUGGCCCACAUGGUGAAACAUGUCUACUAAAAUUUCAGAAAUUAUCUGGUCGUGGUGGCGGGCACCUGUAAUUUCAGCUACUGGAAAGCUGAAGCAAGAGAACCAUUUGAAUUCAGGAGGCACAGGUUGCAGUGAGCUGAGGUCACACCACUGAGCUCCACCCUGGGUGACAGACUGAGACACUGCCAAGAAACAAAAGGCAAGAAGGGUGAUAAAGGGUUGCAUGCACGCCUGGGUGAAUAUUCAGUGACAUUUUACAACGCUCCAUGUUCCCACCCUCUGACUUCUCUCACUUCUCCCCACUAGGUAAACCACUGUCAAUGUAGAUGUGAUGCUGUGUCUGGUAUUUAGCGGGUUGUAUUCCAAGCUGAAUCUCAGACAAUCUGGAUUCAGGUGUUUUAUUGACAUUUUUAGCUGUUUGAUUUGUGGCCACUUUCCCAGAGUGUGUGUGAGGCAGUUCUCUCCAAGUCCAGAUCUUCCUUCAUGGGACGAAGGACGAAGUUUAUGGCCGAGGACAUGGGAAGCACGUGAAACAGAGUUUAGCACAUGGGAAGCGUUCAAAACUGUCAGUCAUUACUACUGCUAUGAUCAUGACAGUUUUUAGAUUCUGGCUUUCCUUUUUCUUUUUUUUAGAAGGAGUUUCACUUUAUCACUAAGCUAGAUUGGAGUGGUGCGAUCUCUGCUCACUGCCGCCACCUUUACCUCCCAUGUUCAAACAAUUCUGCCUCAGCCUCACAAGUAACUGAGACCACAGGCACCUGUCCCCGCACCCAACAUAUUUUUUGCAUUUUCAGUAGACUCGGGGUUGUUAGCCAGGAUGGUCUCGAUCUCGUGACCUCUUGAUUGGCUCGCCUCGGCCUCCCAAAGUGUUGGGAUUACAGGCAUGAGCCACUGCCUGGCCUUAUUGAUUCAUUGAUUGAUUGAUUGAGGCAGACUUAUUGUUGCCCCGGCUGGAGUGCCAUGGCGCAGUCUGGGUUCAAGCUAUUCUCUGCUGCCUCCCAGGUUCAAGCUAUUCUCUCCUGCCUCAGCCUCCUGAGUAGCUGGAAUUACAGGCACCUGUCACCAUGCCCAGAUAAUUUUUUAAUUUUUAGUAGAGUCGGUGUUUCACCAUUCUGGCCCUGCUGCCCUCCAACUUCUGACCUCAGUUGAUUCGCCCUCCACAGCCUCCCAAAGUGCUGGGAUUACAGGCGUGAGCCACUGCACCCAACGCUGACUUUCUUUUCUCUCUUUUUUUUUUUUUGAAAUGGAGUUUGCUCUUCUCGCACAGGCUGGAGUGCAAUGGCUCGAUCUUGACCAACUGCAACCUCUGCCCCCAGGGUUCAAGCGAUUAUUUUGCCUUAGCCACCCGAGUAGCUGGGAUUACAGGCACCUGCCACCAUACCUGGCUAAUUUUUUGUAUUUUUAGUAGCAGAGAAGGGUUUUCACUAUGUUGGCCACACUGGUCUCAAACUCCUAGCCUCAGGUGAUCUACCCGCCUUGGCCUCCCAAAGAGCCGGGAUUACAGGCGUGAGUCACUGCACCCCGCCCUGAGUUUCUUUUCUUCUUUUCUAAAAGUCCAUUGGACUUUGUCGACUCUGAGACAGCAUUUGUAUUUUACCUCAUCUAGAUAAUGAACAUCACGUGUUAUUUUGAACAUACAAUCUCUAUAGAGAAAACACUGUAUUUGUUAUUUUUCUUUUUGGUGACUUUUUUUUUAUUGCAUUUUAGUUUUUUUUUUCUUGUUAAUUGUUAUUUCUAAUUUGUUGCUGUUGUUAAGACAAGUCGCUCUGUCGCCCAGGCUGGGGUUCAGUGGCGCCGUUAGCUAACUACAACCUCCACCUUCCAGGGUCAGGUGAUUUUCCUGCCUCAGCAUCCCGAGUAGCUGGGAUUACAGACACGCAACACUACGCUCGCCUAAUUUUUGUGUAUAUUUAGUAGAGACGGGGUUUCACCAUGUUGGCAAAGUUGGUUUCGAACUCCUGACCUCAAGUGAUUGGCCCGCCUCUGCCUCCCAGAGUGCUAAAUUGCAGGCAUGCGCCACCGCGCACGGCCAACUAAAAUUAAUUUCAAUAGCAAAGAAUUUUCCUGGAUUCCACGUUGACUUCUCAGGAAGGUGCUAUUUCCCAGAUGGCUGAGCUGCUCCAGCUCAUUGACGGGUUUCCUUUCCAUAACUCGGAAAAAAGGCGCCCAGAGCGAGAUGGAGGGAAGCUCAGGCCCUGCCCCCUCCUCGCCCCCGCGGACUUCUCACAGUCCAGGCAUCUCCUCUCCCGCGUCCCGCCGCUGCACCUUAGGGCCCUGCUCCGGCCACGCUCAGGCUCCGGCCACCACUUUUUGACCCCUCCCGGCCUUGGUCAGGCCCCGCCCAACUCCUCAGCGGCCCCGCCCCGGUCUGGCUUCUGUCCUGCGCUGAUUGGUUCGGACCGGGAAGCGGAUGGCGUCGACUGAAAGUCUCCCCGCGGCAGGAUUGAUUUCUAAAGACUCAUGUUACGUGAGGAAGCAGCUCAGAAGAGAAAAGAAAAGGAGCCAGGCAUGGCUCUUCCUCAGGGACGCUUGACUUUCAGGGAUGUGGCUGUAGAAUUCUCUUUGGCAGAGUGGAAAUGCCUGACCCCUGUGCAGAGGGCUUUAUACAGGGACGUGAUGUUGGAGAACUACAGGAACCUGGAGUCUGUGGGUGAGGAAAACGUCCCUCCAGACACGAGGAAUCUGCCCUUGUCCAUCUUGGCUCUUCCUGCCAACGGCAACCUCAAUUGUAGCUCAUUCUUAAGGAAACGGAUAAAAAACCAUUUAGGAAAGAAACAACAUGAAUGUGAUGUGUGUGGCAAGGUCUUUAAUAAGAAGCGAUAUCUUAAAAGCCAUCGUAGAUGUCACACGGGUGAGAAACCUUACAAGUGUAAUGAGUGUGGCAAGACCUUCAGCCACAGGUCAUGCGUUCUACGCCAUCGCAGAGUUCAUACAGGAGAGAAACCUUACAAGUGUAAUGAGUGUGGCAAGACCUUCAGUCGGGCGUCAUACCUUACAUGCCAUCGUAGACUUCAUACUGGAGAGAAACCUUACAAGUGUAAUGAGUGUGGCAAGGCCUUCAGUCAGAUGUCAUCCCUUGUAUACCAUCAUAGACUUCAUACUGGAGAGAAACCUUACAAAUGUAAUGAGUGUGGCAAGACCUUUCGUCGAAAGUCAUCCCUUACAUGCCAUCGUAGAUUUUAUUGUGCAGAGAAACCUUACAAGUAUGAGUGUGGUAAGACCUACCAUGAAAUGUCAUCUCUUAAAUGCCAUUGUAGACAUCAUACUGGAGAGAAACAUUACAAGUGUAAUGAGUGUGGCAAGACCUUCAGUCGCAUGUCAUCCCUUACAUGCCAUCGUAGACUUCAUACUGGGGAGAAACCUUACAAGUGUCAUGAGUGUGGCAAGACCUUCAGUCAGAACUCAUCCCUUACAUACCAUUGUAGACUUCAUACUGGAGAGACACCUUACAAAUGUGAAAAAUGUGACAAAGGUUUCACUCGCAAAUCACACCUUGAAAUGCAUAAGAUAAUCCAUACUGGAGAGAAACCAUACAAAUGUAUGGUUUGUGAUAAGGCUUUUGCAUAUAAUUCAUACCUGGCAAAACAUGCUAGAAUUCACACUGGAGAGAAACCUUACAAGUGUGACGAGUGUGGCAAGACCUUCAGUCAUACGUCAUCCCUUACAUGCCAUCAUAGGCUUCAUACUGGAGAGAAACCUUACAAGUGUCACGAGUGUGGCAAGAAAUUCCAUCAGAUGGCAUCCCUUAGAUACCAUUGUAGUAGAUUCAUACUGGAGAGAAACCUUACAAGUGUAAUGAGUGUGGCAAGGCCUUCAGUCAGAUGUCAUCCCUUACAUGCCAUCGUAGACUUCAUACUGGAGAGAAACCUUACAAGUGUCACGAGUGUGGCAAGAAAUUCCAUCAGAUGGCAUCCCUUAGAUACCAUUGUAGUAGACUUCAUACUGGAGAGAAACCUUACAAGUGUAAUGAGUGUGGCAAGGCCUUCACUCAGAUGUCAUCCCUUGUACACCAUCGUAGACGUCAUACUGGAGAGAAACCUCACAAGUGUAAUGAAUGUGGCAAGGGUUUUGUUAAAAAGGAACACCUUGUACGUCAUCAUAGACUUCACACUGCAGAGAAACCUUACAAGUGUAAUGAGUGUGACAAGGCCUUCAGUCACACGUCAUCCCUUGUAUACCAUCGUAGAUGUCAUACUGGAGAGAAACCUUACAAGUGCAAUGAGUGUGGCAAGACCUUCAGUCAGAUAUCAUAUCUUGUAUACCAUCGUAGACUUCAUACUGGAGAGAAACCUUACAAGUGUAAUGAGUGUGACAAGACCUUCAGCCACCCGUCAUCCUUUGUACGCCAUCGUAGAUUUCAUACUGGAGAGAAACUGCAAGUGUAAUGAGUGUGACAAGACCUUCAGCCACCUGUCAUCCUUUGUAUGCCAUCGUAGGUUUCAUACAGGAGAGAAACUUUAAUGAGUGUGACAAGAGCUUCAGCCACCCGUCAUCCUUUGUAUGCCAUCGUAGAUUUCAUACAGGAGAGAAACUGCAAGUGUAAUGAGUGUGGCAAGACCUUCAUUCAAAAGUCACACCUUACAUACCAUAGUGGACUUCAUACUAGAGAGACCUUACAGAUGUAAGGUUUGUGACAAGGCUUUCUAGCAUGAUUCAUACCGGGCACAAAAUACUAGAAUUCACACUGGAGACAAUCCUUAAAAUUGUAAUGAGUGUCCAAGACCGUCAGUAGUAAUUCAUCCCCUGUAACUGACAACCUCUCACACCUGCCUUGUACAACAACUAUCCCCCUCUCCAAUGUGAAGAUCCAGUGUGCCCAGCCCCCAGCAUCUUCUUCCUCUGCAGCAGCAGGUAGACAAACGUAUGUUUAGGUGCAAACUGGAGAGGGGUGUGUAUCCGGGCAUUCCUAACCCCAGAACUCUCAGUUUCCAUGGACCAAGAAAUUAAAAUGAUUUUAAGUCCUCACUACUAUUGGUCCAAGUGAGCUGUGUUACUUCCCCUCCUAGUAGGAACUGGCACAGCAGCUGGGAUAGGCACCAGAAUAGGAAGCAUCAGCACUUCAGCCCGUUUCUGUCAUAAACUGUUCCAGGAACUCAAUGAUGACAUGGAAAGAGUGGCCAAUUCCCUGAACUCCCUCCAGAACCAGUUAAAUUCCCUAGCUGCAGUAGUGCUACAGCAGUGCUAUUGCAGGGCCUUCAGCUUACAGCGCAGAAGGGAAUUACCUGCCUCUUCUACAGGAAGGGUGUUGCUACCAUGUCAGUCAGGAAUAGAAACAGGAAAAGUUAAAGAGCUAAGGGACCACAUUCAAAGGCAGCACACAGUCAGCAGCUGGAGCUUCCCAGGGCUCAGAACCUGGAUCCACUGGGCUCUUCCCCUCCUUGGGCCUUUACUAGUAAUCUUCCUGGCCCUUACCUUUGGUCCCUGUAUGAUUAACAUACUGUAGUGCUUCACGGAAGCCACAGUUGUCAGACAACUGCCCAGUUGCUAGCCUUUUGGGGGUACAAGCCCCUGAGCACAGAUGUUAAUUUGUAAAAGGCGAUGCUCCACAUGUAACAUAAAGAGCAUCAAAGGGAUGAAUGAGAUGGAAGGCCUGUGUGAAAGGCCUCUAAGGAAAAUUUCCUGAGUGUCUAAGAUAGCUGCCUCAGCUACCUUACCUGCUUUUGUGCUUAUGUACAUCUGCUUCCUGCUUACUAGCGAAAAAGCCCCCUGCACAAUUGCUACAUUGCCUGAAAAUCGUGAGUUACUUCCCCUAUUUCUAACCUAUAAGAACUAUGUACUGACACAGGCUGGGGUCCAGACUUUUGGGUGCUCACCUGUCUGGGCCCACUGGUGUAAUCAACUGUGGUCCUCUGACACUCUGAGUGCCGUUUGGGUUUCUUGUCAGGAGAAAUUCCAGGAACAGCAUUGCAAAAUUUUGAUUUUUUUUUUCAUUCAGAUGAAGUUUCCCUCUGUCACCAGCCAAAAGUGCAUGGUGCAAUCUCAGCUCACUGCAACCCCUGCCUCCCCAUUUGAAGCAAUUCUGCCUCAGCCUUCUGAGUAGUUGGGCCUACAAGUACCAGCCACCAUGACCAGAUAAUUUCUAUUUCUAGGUCCUUGAGGAAUCGCCACACUGUCUUCCACAAUGGUUGAACUAAUUUACACUCCCACCAGCAGUGUAAAAGUGUUCCAAUUUCUCCACAUCCUCUCUGGCAUCUUUUGUCUCCAGACUUUUUAAUGAUUGCCAUUCUAACUGGCAUGAGAUGGUAUCUCAAUGUAGUUUUGAUUUGCAUUUCUCUAAUGACCAGUGAUGAUGAGCAUUUUUUCAUAUGUUUGUUGGCCUCAUGUAUGUCUUCUUUUGUAAAGUGUUUGUUCAUAUCCUUUGCCCACUUUUGAAUGGGCUUGUUUUUUUCUUGUAAAUCUGUUUUAGUUCUUUGUAAAUUCUGGAUAUCGGCCCUUUGUCAGACGGGUAGACUGCAAAAUUUUUUUCCCAUUCUUGGUUGCCAAUUCACUCUAAUGACUGUGGAUCUUUGGCCGUGCAGCAGCUGUGGAGUUUGAUUAGGUCCAAUAUGUCUGUUUUGGCUUUUGUUGCCAAUGCUUUUGGUGUUUUGGUCAUGAAGUCCUUGCCUAUGCCUAUGUCCUGAAUGGUUUUGCCUAGAUUUUCUUCUAGGGUUUUUAUGGUGUUAGGUCUUAUGUGUAAGUCUUUAAUCCAUCUGGAGUUAAUUUUAGUGUAAGGUGUCAGGAAGGGGUCCAGUUUCUGCUUUCUGCACAUGGCUAGCCAGUUUUCCCAACACCAUUUAUUAAAUAAGGAAUCCUUUCCCCAUUGCUUGUUGUUGUCAGGUUUGUAAAAGAUUGGAUGGUUGUAGAUAUGUUGUGUUGCCUCCACGGCCUCUGUUCUGUUCCCUUGAUCUAUAUCUCUGUUUUGGUACCAGUACCAUGCUGUUUUGAUUACUAUAGCCUUAGAGUAUAGUUUGAAGUCCAGUAGUGUGAUGCCUCCCGCUGUGUUCUUUUUGCUUAGAAUUGACUUGCCUAUGUGGGCUCUCUUUUGGUUCUAUAUGAAUGUUUAAGGUGUUUUUUUCCAGUACUGUUAAGAAGGUCAUUGGUAGCUUGAUGGGGAUAGUGUUGAAUCUGUAAAUUACUUUGGGCAGUAUGGUCAUUUUUCCAAUAUUGAUUCUUUCUAAUCAUGAACAUGGAAUGUUUCUCCAUCUGUUUGUGUCCUCUCUUCUUUCAUUGAGCAGUGGUUUGUAGUUCUCCUUGAAGAGGUCCUUUACAUUCCUUGUUAGUUGUAUUUCUAGGUAUUUUAUUCUCUAUAUAGCAAUUGUGAAUGGCAGUUCGUUCUUGAUUUGGCUUUCUUUAAGUCUGUUAUUGGUGUAUAGAAAUGCUUGUGAUUUUUGCACAUUGAUUUUGUAUCCUGAGACUUUGCUGAAGUUAUCUAUCAGUUUCAGGAAAUUUUGGGCUGAGAUGAUGGGGUCUUCUAGAUAUACAAUCAUGUCAUCUGCAAAUAGAGACAAUUUGACUUCCUCCUUUCCUAUUUGAAUACCUUUAUUUCUUUUUCUUGCCUGAUUGCUAUGUCUACUAGAUGGUUAUUUGAGGCGGGUUGCUGAGGCGCCUGUGACCUUGUACACACUCAAACUGCAUUCUCAGGAGGCUGUUCUUAACGUUCCUUACCACACUCCCCAUGCCACACCCUGUCGUGUUUUUAGGUGUAAGGAGUUUCAUCCCCAUGCACAAAUCACAUACACACAGUGCCUUAGUAUUUUUUCAUGUGCAGACCUCAAAUGCCACAUACAUAAGCUUAAAUAUGUUGCUGUGUACCCCCCAUACUUUGGGAGGCCAUGGUGGGUGGAUCACUUGAGGUCAGGAGUUGGAAACCAGCCUAGCACACAUGGUCAAAUCCUGUCUCUACUAAAAAUACAACACAAUUAGCUGAACAUGCUGGUGUGAGUCUGUAAUUCCAGGUACUUGGAGGCUGAGGCAGGAGAACUGCCUGAGUCCAGAAGGUGGAGAUUGCAGUGAACCAUGACACUGCACUCAAGCCUGGGCAACAGCAAAGUUCCAUGUAAAAAAAAAUUUUCAGUAAAUUAUAGGAAGACUAAGCAGUCCCAGAGAUAAGAAUUCCUGGGACUGGCCGGGUGCGGUGGCUCACGCCUGUAAUCCCAACACUUUGGGAGGCCGAGGUGGGUGGAUCACGAGGUCAAGAGAUCGAGACCAUCCUGGUCAACAAGGUGAAACCCCAUCUCUACUAAAAAUACAAAAAUUAGUUGGGCAUGGUGGUGCAUGCCUGUAACCCCAGCUACUCAGGAGGCUGAGGCAGGAGAAUUGCCUGAACCCAGGAGGCAGAGAUUGUGGUGAGCUGAGAUAGCGCCAUUGCACUCCAGCCUGGGUAACAAGAGCGAAACUCCGUCUCAAAAAAAAAAAGAAAAAAAAUUAUUGGGAUCAUCGUCCCUUCUUAUGGAGUGAUAUAUAACCUUCAUUGAAGUACAUCAACAUGUAACCAAUCACGUUGCUGCAACCUACACACUGGUGUUUAAUAGAAAAUGUGGUGAUUCUGCUAAAGCUUCUCUUUUUCUAUGAGUGUGAAACCUUAACGUCUCCAAUGUGGAACGCUGAUCCCAUUCAUUUGGAGUUGAUGUUUCCUGGUGGCUAUCUUCAAGCUUUGUGUUUAAAUAAACUUUGUACUUAAUCACAUAUGUAUAAA